GUAUGAAUUUCUUGCUUUCAAGUCUGUUUAGUUUCAUUUUAUUAAGGAUUUAAGUGCUGCUUGAUUUUGAAAUCUACUGUUACACAGAAUACAGUUUUUAAAAUAGGCGUUUUACUUUAAAAAGAAGGACAUGGCAACAGAUUCGUGGGCCCAGGCUGUCGAUGAACAAGAAGCUGCAGCGGAAUCGAUAAGCACCUUGCAAAUAAGUGAAAAAGAGGAGAAGCCGACAGCUGAAGCAAAUGGAGCGAAGACAGAAGCGAAGACCGAAGCAAAAACAGAAGCAAAUGCUGAUAAAACAGAGGAGGAUGAUAAAGAUGACAAGGCAGCACAGUCACUGCUGAAUAAACUGAUACGCAGUAAUCUAGUCAACACCACCAAUCAAGUUGAAGUCCUUCAGAGGGAUCCGAGCUCUCCGCUAUACUCUGUCAAAUCAUUUGAAGAGCUGCGACUGAAACCUCAGCUAUUGCAAGGAGUGUAUGCCAUGGGUUUUAAUAGACCCUCCAAAAUCCAGGAGACUGCAUUGCCCAUGAUGCUCGCUGAACCUCCACAGAAUCUGAUCGCUCAGUCUCAGUCAGGAACAGGUAAAACGGCUGCCUUCGUGCUGGCCAUGUUAAGUCACGUGGACCCUGAGAACAAAUGGCCUCAGUGUCUGUGUGUGUCCCCCACAUAUGAGCUGGCCCUACAGACUGGGAAGGUCAUCGAGCAGAUGGGGAAACAUUACCCUGAAGUCCAGCUAGUGUACGCCAUCAGAGGAAACAAAUUGGAGCGGGGUACAAAACUGCAGGAGCAGAUCGUGAUUGGCACUCCUGGUACUGUUCUGGAUUGGUGCCAAAAGCUGAAAUUCAUCGAUCCUAAGAAGAUCAAGGUGUUUGUGUUGGACGAGGCUGACGUCAUGAUCGCCACACAGGGUCAUCAAGACCAGAGCAUUCGCAUCCAGAGGAUGCUUCCUAAAACUUGCCAGAUGCUGUUGUUCUCUGCCACAUUUGAAGAAACGGUGUGGAAUUUCGCAAAGAGAAUCGUUCCCGACCCCAACAUUAUCAAACUCAAGCGUGAAGAAGAGACUCUAGACUCCAUCAAGCAGUAUUAUGUCAUCUGCAACAGCAAGGAGGAGAAAUUCCAGGCUUUGUGCAACAUCUACGGAGCCAUAACCAUCGCACAGGCUAUGAUCUUCUGCCAUACCAGGAAAACUGCCGGGUGGUUGGCAGGAGAGCUGUCCAGAGAAGGACACCAGGUGGCGCUGCUAAGUGGAGAGAUGCAGGUGGAGCAGAGAGCAGCGGUCAUUGAACGCUUCCGAGACGGCAAAGAGAAAGUCCUGGUUACCACUAACGUCUGUGCCAGAGGUAUCGAUGUGGAGCAAGUGUCAGUGGUGAUCAACUUCGAUCUGCCAGUGGACAAGGACGGCAACCCUGAUAAUGAGACGUAUCUGCACCGAAUUGGGCGUACUGGGCGAUUCGGCAAAAGAGGGCUGGCGAUCAACAUGGUGGACAGCAAGUUUAGCAUGAACAUUCUCAACCGCAUCCAAGACCACUUCAAUAAGAAAAUUGAGAAACUGGACACCGAUGAUUUGGAUGAGAUCGAGAAGAUCGCCAACUGAGCGUCCGCCUGUGACGUUUACAAUAGGACUGUGCUCACGCUACAUUUUAAUUCAGAGGCUGGAAGCAGAGCUGUGCCAGAGCGGAUGUUUACAUGUGGAGCAGUUUUAUCUCAGAUGGUGUUUUUAUAGGUCUUUUAUUUUGUUUCACUCUUUGUACUUAAUAAAUGCUGAAUGUGUAGUCUUAACGUCACGUCUACGAGAAUCCUGCGGGAGCCGUCUGGGACACUGACAAGGAGAAUAUGCCUUUUCAAGAUUAACCGUUACAUCAUGCACCUUUUUAAAAUCGCCUGCCUUCAAAAAA
This is a messenger RNA of Danio rerio (zebrafish), 1895 nucleotides long. It is a transcript of the gene ddx19b, whose product is annotated as DEAD-box helicase 19b. Gene Ontology annotation, molecular function: nucleotide binding; nucleic acid binding; RNA helicase activity. Lineage: Eukaryota; Metazoa; Chordata; Actinopteri; Cypriniformes; Danionidae. Gene Ontology annotation, cellular component: nucleus; cytoplasm. The record is from RefSeq and is marked provisional.